Heterocephalus glaber (naked mole-rat) is the source of this 735-nucleotide messenger RNA. NCBI's taxonomy places the organism in Eukaryota, Metazoa, Chordata, Mammalia, Rodentia, Bathyergidae. The record is from RefSeq and is a predicted model, not a curated record.
GAGCGAGAUAAAAUGACUGAUAAAAAUAACGAGAUUGUGAAAAAGAUUGAGAAAAAUGGUAACCGAGUAUCUAAUAGCCGGUUAUCGUCACAUGCCUGUGUGCAUUUUGAAAUUUCAUUUGACCGAAUUUCACUAGUUGGAGAUUUAGUUGAGAGUGAAGAAUUAGCAUUUAGUAGCUUUAUUUCAAACUCUAUUUAUUUUAAUAUUUUUGAUUUACACGCUAGCCAAAUUAAAGGCCAGUCUGUCGAUAAUGUUGUUUAUUUUGAAUAUGACAAAUUUAAAGGGAAAGCUCAUGAGAGAAGAAAUAUGCGAGUAGAAUUUAAUCCCAACAAUUUGGAUCAAAAUUUACGAAAAAUUAUUCGAGAUGAAUUUGUUUCUCGUAUGAAAAAUACUGGAUUUAGUCGAUUAGAUUUAGCGUUUGAUUGUUUUGAAAAUAUCAAAGAUUAUUAUGUUUUAUCUGAUGCUGCACUUAAGAAAACGAUAAUUUACGGACGUAAUGGAGAGCCUGAAACCAAAUAUUUUGGCUCUCGUGAUAGCGAUAGAUAUAUUCGAAUUUACAACAAGAAACAAGAAAUUAAAGAUAAUAAAGAUUUAGAAAUUGAAGCGGAAGAUUAUUGGCGUAUUGAGUUUGAAUUAAAGCGUGAGCGUACAGAAAAAUGGGCGACAUGUUUUGAAGAUUUGAAUUUUUUGAAACCUGAUUAUAAAACGAUUGAUGAUUUUAAUUUGCGUUCAAAA